GGAAGGAUUGGUACUUGGUGCACUUGUCACUUACUGUGACAGACGUGAAUGACAACGUCCCAGAAUGGGCCAUGGAGCCCUUCCCGUUCCUGGCUGUGGUUUCCCCUGAAGCUGCAGAAGGUACUGAAGUGUACAAGCUGUUUGCAGUGGAUGCAGAUGAAGGGAUCCAUGGAACUGUAGAAUAUUUUCUCUUGGAAGGUGGUGAAGACAGAUUUGAAGUUGAGAAGGACACUGGCUGGAUUAAAACAACAGGUUGGCCAUUGGUGAGGGACAAGGAGUACUUGCUGACUGUCGUGGCAGCAGAUAAACUUGGAAGCAGAGGGUCUCCAGCCUCGGUUUCUGUGCUUGCUGGGUUCCGACCACCACAGUUCACCAACAUGUCAUACUUUGUCCGUGUUCCUGAGAGUACUCCACGAGGAGAAUCCUUUCUUACAGUCACUGCUGUAUCAUAUCAAAAGAAAUCCCUGAGCUACAGCUUGCUAACUAAUCCUGGUGGUCUAUUCAGUAUUGAUCGGGCGACAGGAGAGAUCAGUUUAACUCACAGUGUGGAUUAUGAAAGUGACCCACACCAAUAUCUUCUUCUGGUCAGAGCAGAGGAAAGUGAGGAACAGUUCAGUAGUGCAGCUGAGGUGUUGGUUGUAAUCACAGAUGUGAAUGAUUGUGCCCCCGAAUUUCAGCAGUCAAUUUACAGCAAAGUUGGUGUUCCUGAAGCAGUUUCUAUGACAACUGCACUUCUGCAAGUGACAGCCACUGACUGUGAUUCAGAAGAGAAUGCCCAGCUACUCUAUUACACACUGAGUCAAGACUUUAGUAUUACUUCUUAUGGUAUGAUUUUUCCAGCCACGCAGUUGGACUACGAGCGACCUAACCAUCUCUAUGAGUUCAUAGUCAUGGCAGUAGAUCAAGGGGAAGAGCCAAAGACUGGGACAGCAACUGUUAGGAUCCAUGUUUCCAAUGUGAAUGAUGAAGCACCUGAGUUUUCCCAGACAAUCUACAGGAGUUUUGUUGCUGAAGAUGCAGGGCCAAACACCCUGAUUGCUACAGUGAAUGCUGUUGACCCUGAUGGAGAUGGUGUGACCUACGAUAUUCUGUCUGGGAAUCAAAAAGGAAACUUCGUUAUUGACCCUAAGAAAGGGCUAGUCAGACUGCGUUCAAGCCCAUUUCCUCAGCUGCAGGGGACAGAAUAUGUACUCAAUGUCACAGCUACUGAUGACAACGCCUCGGGAGGGCCCCAUCCUCUUACCAGUACUGCCCUGGUUGUUGUGAAAAUUGAUGAUGUCAACAAUAAUAAACCUGUCUUUCAGAAGUGCCAGUAUUACCGGGAACACGCGUCUGUCCUGGAAAACCAGCCACCAGGCACAGUCGUGCUGCAGGUCGGAGCCACUGAUGCUGAUGAAGGAGUCAAUGGUAUAGUGAAAUAUGGCUUGAUGCACAGAGAUGGUGUCCUACCAGCAUUUAGCAUUCAUCCUGACACAGGAGUUCUGACAACUGCUAAGGUAUUUGAUCGAGAAAAACAGAGGGAAUAUCCUAUCACUGUGACAGCAACAGAUCAGGCAGCGGAACCACUCAUUGGAAUAUGUCAGAUCAAUAUUGUCAUCCUGGACCAAAAUGACAAUGACCCCAGAUUUGAAAACACCCACUAUGAAUAUUUCCUGAGGGAGGACACGAGGGUCGGGACCAGCUUUCUGCGGGUGGCUGCCCGUGAUGAUGACUUCGGCUCCAAUGCUGCUGUUACUUACUCAAUAGCAAACGAAGAACCAAAUUACUUACAAAUUAAUCCUACUACAGGUUGGGUGUUUGUGAACCAACCCAUAUCUCAGACAUCAUCUAUAAUUCGAGAGAUCACUGCUACAGAUGGAGGCAAUAGGAGCAGCAAAGUGGAACUUGCAGUAACUGUUACCAGUGCAAAAAACCAACCUCCACAGUGGGAGAGAGACAGCUAUGAAGUUGUUAUUCCAGAGAAUACUACACGAGAUGCCUCUGUUUUGACAAUCAAAGCAACUUCACCCUUGGGUGAUCCCCGUGUGACUUACAACCUAGAGGAGGGACUUGUUCCAGAGACCAACAUGCCAGUUCGUUUCUACCUGACUCCAAACAGACAUGAUGGCUCUGCUUCAAUCCUGGUGGCUGAGCCACUCGAUUAUGAAACAACCAAGAGCUUUCUGCUGAGGGUUCGAGCGCAGAACGUUGCUGCAGUUCCUCUGGCAGCAUUCACCACAGUCCAUGUGAACCUAACAGAUGUCAAUGACAACGUCCCAUUCUUCACCUCAUCCAUUUAUGAAGCCUGGGUGACAGAGGGAGCUGAUGUUGGGACAUUUGUCCUUCAGGUUUCUGCCACUGACCUUGACCUCGGUCAGAACGGUGAGAUAACUUACUCCCUGUUACAUGACAGUGGCAGGGACUACACACAUUUCCGCCUGGACUCGCAGACAGGCUCCAUAUACACAGCCUCAGUGUUUGACAGAGAGAAGAAGGGCUCCUACCUUCUGGAAGUCAAGUCAGUAGAUGGGUCUGAAUCAGCUCGACCUGGAAAACAUGGGAAGCCAAACUCUGACACAGCCUAUGUGCGCGUUUCCGUCAGCGACGUCAACGACAACAAACCUGUCUUUGUCCAAAGUGUCUACGAGGUGAACGUGGAUGAGGACCAGGAUGUUGGCUCCACUGUCAUUACAGUCAGUGCUAACGAUGAGGAUGAAGGAACAAACGCCAAGUUACGGUAUCAGAUGACAGGGGGGAACACAGGAGGAGCUCUCGAUGUAGAUCCAGAAACAGGAGCCAUUUUUAUUGCCCAACCACUGGACUACGAAGAAACAAAAACGUAUGAGAUUCACUUGUUGGCCUCGGAUGGGAAAUGGGAAGAUUAUGCAGUUAUCAUCAUCAAUGUCGUGAACAAAAAUGAUGAGGCUCCAGUUUUCUCCAUCAACGAAUACUACGGGAGUAUAAUUGAGGAGCUGGAUGCGUUGCCAGUGUUCGUCCUUCAGGUCAUGGCUAAUGAUCCUGACAGUGACGUGGACGAAGGAGAUUUGAGGUACUCGUUGCACGGGUAUGGUGCAGCUGAUAUUUUCACCAUAGAUGAGCGAACAGGCAGCAUUUUCUCCCACAAGACGCUGGACCGGGAAGAGAGAGCUCUGUGGAGGUUUAUUGUGCUGGCUACUGAUGAAGGUGGGGGAGGUCUGACAGGGUUUGCCGACGUGAUCAUUAACGUGUGGGACGUAAACGACAACGCGCCCAUGUUCCCUUGCAUGCCUGAUGACUGCAAUGGGAACGUCUUCGAGAACUCUCCUGAGGACACCUUAGUCAUGGAGAUGGCUGCAGUCGAUCGGGAUGAUCCAAACGUGGGUCUUAAUGCUGUCCUGACCUACAGGAUAACGGAGAACGUGAAAAAUGAGUUUGGGACCGACAUGUUUAGUAUCGAUCCCAACACUGGAACGAUCCGUGUCGCAGGGGGAACGCUAGACAGAGAAAGGACUGAGAAUUAUUUUCUCACUGUAGAAGCAAGAGAUGGGGGAGGGCUGACGGGGACGGGCACUGCCACGAUCUGGGUGGCAGACGUCAACGACAACGUGCCUCGGUUCACACAGAGGGUGUGGCAGGCAGCGGUCCCGGAGAGCAGUGCCAUCGACUCGGAGGUGGUGCAGGUGUGCGCCACGGACGCCGAUAUCGGCGAGAACGCGGAGCUGAUGUUCAGCAUCGUCGGCGGAGACCCAGAGCAGAAGUUUUACGUUGAGAAUGACAAGGAAUGGCAGUGUGGCACCAUUCGCCUGAAAAAGAAACUGGAUUUCGAGAACGUGCGUGAAAGACAGUUUAACCUGACUCUCACAGUGGAGGAUCUGGAUUUUUCCAGCAUUGCAGUGUGCCUGAUUGAAGUGGAAGACUCUAACGACCACAGCCCAGCUUUCCCUUCACCCUUCGUUCAGACAAACCCUUUAUUUGAAAACACACCUGUGGGUACUACAGUCACCACAGUGAGAGCUACAGACAAGGACUCUGAUUUGAACGGGAAGGUUCUAUAUUCUAUCAAGCCAGAUUCGGAUCCUAUGAAGCAGUUUGUGGUUGACCAAUAUGGCCACGUGGUUGUGGCCAACACGCUCGAUCGUGAAGUCAUUCCCAAGUACAGUCUGGUUGUCCAAGCUGCAGAUCAGGGGACACCUGCCCGCACAGGAAGUGUCACAGUUCUGAUUAACCUGCUUGAUAUUAAUGACAACGGACCGAGGUUUGAGGCCCCUUACAUGCCUGUAGUCUGGGAAAACAUCCUGAAGCCUGAGAUAGUGUAUAUGAACCAUACAUCAAAGCUGCUCCACGCCUUCGAUCCGGACAGUGAAGAGAACGGGCCACCCUUCACCUUCUCCCUGCCACCAGAUUAUCAGGAUUCUUUGGAUUUUUCUCUCACUGACAACAGAAAUAACACAGCGACUGUGACUGCUUUGAGGUCCUUUGACAGAGAGAGGCAGAAGGUGUUUCAUCUGCCAGUAGUGAUAACAGAUAGUGGGAUUCCUGCUAUGAGCUCUACAAACACCCUGACCAUAACUGUUGGUGAUGAGAACGACAACUGCCACCAGUCUGGCCACAAGGAGGUCUUUGUGUACAGUUACAGAGGAAAAUGGUCAACGACAGUGCUUGGGGAGGUGUUUGCACCCGAUCAGGAUGACUGGGACAAUAAAACAUUUCUCUCUGAAGGAAAACUGCUCAAGUCUUUCAGAUUGAAUCAGAGGACUGGGUCUCUGCUGAUGGUGGAUAACACUCCUCAGGGAACAUACAACUUAAAAGUCAGAGUUUCUGAUGGAGUUUGUCCUGAUGUUAUAUCUACAGUACAAAUCCAUGUCAAAGAGCUGGAAAAUGAAGCCAUACAAAACUCUGCCACUGUGCGUCUGUCAGAUGUCACUGCAGAGGAGUUCAUAAGGAGAGAUGAACAUGGCAAAACGAGACAUGGCAAGUUCAAGGAGUUACUAGCAAAGAUGUUACCUGCAAGGCUCAGUGACAUCAUUGUCUUCAGUGUGAUGAACACAGAUGGCAAACAGACAGAUGUGAGAUUUGCAGUCCGUGAUGGCUCAGCGUACUACAGACCUGAGAAGCUUCAUGCUGAGCUGGCAGCAUUUAAAGCUGAGAUCCAGGCAGCUUUGCAGCUGAACAUCUCCCAGAUCGACGUGGACGAGUGCAGGAGUGCAAACUGCAGCGAGGGCAGUGGCUGUACCAACCACCUCACGGUGAGCGACAUUCCCACGGUGAUGGACACGGGGAGUGUGUCCUUUGUCUCACUCACAACCACCAUCCAUGCACUCUGCACCUGCUCAGCUCGGGACAGAGUCCAUCGCUCCUGCUCCUCCUACCCUGGGAACCCUUGUCUCAACGGGGGGAUCUGUGUGGACACUCUCAAUGGUUACAGGUGCCUUUGUCCUGCCUCGUUUCACGGGCCAGACUGCCAGCAGACUAAGCACAGUUUCCAUGGAAAUGGCUAUGCCUGGUUUCGCCCCAUCAGACCUUGCUUUGAAAGCUCACUCUCUCUGGAGUUCAUUACUGUGGUUCCAGAUGGGCUCUUACUAUACAGUGGUCCUUUGGCCAACCCAGAACCUGGGAGCACAGAAAACUUCAUUGCAAUAGAACUCUCCAGUGGUAUUCCCAUGCUGAAGAUGAGCCAUGGCUCAGGCUUUGUGGUGCUGCAGUUCCCAAGUCAUCUGAAUGUAGCAGACAAGAAGUGGCAUCGACUAGAAGUCAGAACCAAUGGUCAGGACGUUCGGUUCACGCUGGAUCACUGCAGUGCAGCUCUGGUCUCGGAGAUCGAAGGAGUUGGCAAGUGGUUGUCCACUGAUGAUCGUACAAAUUGUGAAGUCUUUGGGUCUGUUCCACGACAAGCAAGGUAUUUGAGUGUGAACCAUGUCCUACAGCUGGGUGGUGUCAAGGAGUCUCUGCCCUACUCCUACCCACAGCUGCUCCACAAACACUUCUCUGGCUGCUUACGCAAUUUUGUAUUGGAUACUCAGGUGUACGACCUUCAGUCUCCUGCAGAGUCCCUGAAUAGCUUCCCUGGCUGCACACUCACAGAUGGGAGCUGUGAGACCAUGGGAUCUUCUUCCUGUGGGAUCCACGGGAGGUGCCUUGGAGACUGGGGCUCGUUCUCCUGCCACUGCCUGCCAGGCUACUACGGCUAUCGCUGUGACAAAGUUGCCAAAGAGUACACGUUUGAGGCAGGAAGCCACAUCCGUUACCAGCUCCCGGUCAGCGUGUCUGCGCGCAGGACUCUGUUCCAGGCCAUGGUCAGGACACGGCAGCCUGACAGUGUCAUCACCAGCAUGUUGUCUCGAAGCAAGGAGGAGCACAUCACCCUGCAGAUUAUUCAGGGACUUUUGGUGGUCUCGUACAACCUGGGUGAUGGAGACUAUUCCCUAAGCCUUCCCUCCUACCACAUUGACAAUGGUGAGUGGCAUCAUAUCACACUGGAGAGAAAUGAAAAUGAAUUUACUCUUCGCCUUUAUGAAGGAGGUGGGAAGAGGGAGAUCCUGAAAGCAGCAGGAACAUACAAGGAGAUUGUGAUUGACCCCAGCAGCUUGGUCCUUGGAAACACCUACCCAUUCAACCAAAACAGAAGUUUUCAAGGAUGUAUGAAGGAUGUCAGAUUUAACAACUACAGAAUCCCUCUGGACACCCACGGGAAGGAGCUGGUGUCAGUGUUGAGUGCCCAGGGUGUCAAGGAGGGCUGUUCUUCGGAGGCCUGUCGGAGCAACCCCUGCCACCAGGAGUUUGUUUGCAUUGAUUUGUGGAUGAUGCACGAGUGCAGCUGCCCCCCGGGGCACAUGGAGCUGGAGAACGGCACGGGCAGGCAGUGCGUGUACACGGCGUGCGCGGCGCGGCCCUGCCACUACGGCACCUGCACCGCCCAGUCCCCCACCAGCUUCCAGUGCCACUGCCCCGACGGCUACGCCGGGCGCCACUGCGAGGUCACGCUGGCCAUCUUCCACAAGGACACAGGCCUCAGCUUCAGCUCCCUCUUCGCCAUCUGCGUGUGCUUCCUGGCGCUCCUAGCUCUGCUCAGUGCUGGGUUCCUGUGGGCUCACUGGAAGACACGCAAGGGUCUGCACGGAGGUGUCUACCAUGGAUCUGUGCAUCAGGAGGACCUGGAGGACAUCAGGGAAAACAUCCUCAACUACAACGAAGAAGGGGGUGGGGAGCAAGAUGAAGAUGCCUACAACAUGGCCGAGCUGCAGGUGUCUAUCCAAGCCAGCUCAGCCUAUUCCCUCUGCCAGAGGACGGAGAGCCCAGCACGGCGGAACGGUCUCGUCAGCGCGUGGGGACACCCCAGGGCAGCAGUGACUGCAGGAGCUGCUUUGCCUAGGGCAGGUUUUGGUGGGUACCUGGCAGGGGUGGUGAGAGAUGCUGACCAGCAGGCCCAGGCCGUGCCCCAGGACUCGCUGCAGGUGUUCUGCACGGAGGGAGGAGGCUCCACCGCUGGCAGCCUGAGCUCCCUGAGCUCCCCUGGGCUGGAGGAAGGCACAGUGUAUGAUGACAUCAAAGAGUGGGGACCAAAGUUUGAGAAACUGAGUGAACUGUACUCGCAGAGGGAUGCAGGAGACCUGUAG
Acanthisitta chloris (rifleman) is the source of this 7571-nucleotide messenger RNA. RefSeq names its product neural-cadherin-like. NCBI's taxonomy places the organism in Eukaryota, Metazoa, Chordata, Aves, Passeriformes, Acanthisittidae. Gene Ontology annotation, biological process: homophilic cell-cell adhesion. Gene Ontology annotation, cellular component: plasma membrane; cell-cell junction. The annotation marks the transcript as partial. The transcript is spliced from 32 exons. Gene Ontology annotation, molecular function: calcium ion binding. The record is from RefSeq and is a predicted model, not a curated record.